Messenger RNA from Anguilla anguilla (European eel), 2650 nucleotides. Its product is annotated as sodium-dependent neutral amino acid transporter B(0)AT1-like. The record is from RefSeq and is a predicted model, not a curated record. The transcript has 12 exons. Gene Ontology annotation, cellular component: membrane. The coding region runs from base 76 to 1971 and encodes 631 amino acids. Gene Ontology annotation, biological process: sodium ion transmembrane transport. NCBI's taxonomy places the organism in Eukaryota, Metazoa, Chordata, Actinopteri, Anguilliformes, Anguillidae.
UGACAGUGUCACACACACACACACACACACUCACACACACUCGGCCACACACCUGUGAGAGGACAAGCCGCGCAGAUGAAGCUGAAGCUGCCGAACCCGGGCCUGGACGGCCGGAUCCCGUCCCACCAGCAGCUGGAGAAGAUGGAGCUGGAGGAGGCCGGGGACCGGCCCAAAUGGGACAACAAGGCCCAGUACAUGCUCACCUGCGUGGGCUUCUGCGUGGGCCUGGGAAACGUCUGGCGCUUCCCUUACCUGUGCCAGAGCCACGGUGGAGGUGCUUUCAUGAUCCCGUUCCUGAUCCUGCUGGUCUUGGAGGGAAUGCCACUCUUGUACCUGGAGUUUGCGAUUGGCCAACGUCUGAGGAAGGGGAGUGUUGGGGUGUGGACCUCCAUACACCCCUAUCUAGUCGGUGUAGGAAUUGCAUCCAUGCUGGUGUCCUUCUUGGUGGGCCUGUACUACAACACCAUCAUGGCCUGGGUCAUGUGGUACUUCUUCAACUCCUUCCAGGAACCUCUGCCAUGGAGCCAGUGUCCCAUCAAUGCAAACAGGACUGGCCUGGUGGCGGAAUGCGGCCGCAGCUCCCCGGUGGAUUACUUCUGGUACAGGGAGACGCUCAACACCUCAACGGCCAUCGAGGAUUCGGGCGGCCUGCAGUGGUGGAUGGUCCUGUGUCUGGCGUGCGCCUGGACCGUGCUGUACGUCUGCUGUAUCCGAGGAAUAGAGACCACCGGCAAGGCAGUGUACAUCACGUCCACCCUGCCAUACUUGGUGCUCACCAUCUUCCUGGUCAGAGGAUUGACGCUCAAAGGUUCUGUGGAUGGAAUUAAGUUUCUCUUCACCCCAGAUCUGGCAGAGCUUGCAAACCCAUCCACCUGGCUGGACGCAGGUGCUCAGGUGUUCUACUCAUUCUCCCUGGCUUUUGGAGGCCUCAUCUCCUUCUCCAGCUACAACUCAGUGUAUAACAACUGUGAGCAGGACGCUGUGAUUAUUUCAGUCAUUAAUGGCUUCACCUCAAUCUACGCUGCCACUGUCAUCUACUCCAUCAUCGGCUUCCGCGCCACAGAGCGGCUGGACGCCUGUGUUGACGGAAACAUCCUGGCUCUGAUGAACACUUUUGACCUUACUGAAGGCAACAUCACCGAGAGUAACUAUGCAGAAGUUCUUCAGAGCCUCAACAGCACGUCUCCUGAGAUCAUUCAGGGGCUGAGUCUGAAGACCUGCGAUCUGAACACCUUCCUCAGCGAGGGUGUAGAGGGGACUGGCCUGGCCUUCAUCGUGUUCACAGAGGCUAUCACUAAGAUGCCCGUGUCUCCCCUCUGGUCUAUACUGUUCUUCAUCAUGCUGUUUUGCCUGGGGCUGUCCUCCAUGUUCGGGAAUAUGGAGGGGGUGUUAGUGCCCCUGCAGGACCUCAAACUUCUUCCAAAAAAGUGGCCCAAAGAAGCCAUCACUGGUUCCAUAUGUCUAUUCUCCUUCAUCUUUGCGCUGAUCUUUGUACAAGGAUCAGGUAACUACUGGCUGGCCCUGUUUGACAACUUUGCUGGCUCCAUCCCCCUGCUUAUCAUUGCCUUCUGCGAGAUGGUGGGCGUGGUUUACCUGUAUGGGAUAGACAGGUUUAACAGGGAUAUCGAGUUCAUGAUCGGGCACAAGCCCAACAUCUUCUGGCAGGCCACCUGGAGGGUGAUCAGCCCCCUCAUCAUGCUGGUCAUCUUCCUCUUCUACUUCGUCACCAAAGUCAGCGCAGAGCUCACCUACAACGUGUGGGACCCCAACUUCGAGAACUUCCCCACUCUGGAGACGCUGACCUACCCGAGCUGGGUCUACACCAUCAUCUUCCUCCUGGCCGGGGUGCCGAGCAUCCUGAUCCCGCUGGCGGCGCUGUACAAGUUCAUCAGGGCGCGCUGCGGCGGGCGACAGGAGGAGGAGGUCUCCGUCAGCACCAUCUCCGCUGCGGUGUGGGCAAAGGGCCUCUGAAGGGCCCCGGGAGGCCCCGGGGUCAUCGAGAGGCCCCUGAGCGGAUGGGCCUCGCAGACGUUGCCAUGACAACACCGCUGUCCAGACGUGGGUGAAAUACGCAUUGGUUUUGGAUUCGAAUGCUUCUCUACGCUCGACUGAUCAUGUCUGGUGUAUUGGAACCAAUGGAAUACUCUCAAUGAAAGAGCAAACCCCGCCUUCUGGUCAUAUUGGCAGGCUCGGUUAAACCAGGCAAGAUCAACAGAGCACAGAAAAGCAUUUGAAUUCAAAACAAAUAUGUAUUUGAACCAGGUCUGCUGCUGUCGGUGCGCCAAACCUCCAACAGAGCAAGAGAACUUCAUUUUCUGGCAAAUAACCACAAGAUUCACGCAGUAUAAUUAAUAUUUAUUACGGGGAUAAUGUCACAUUAACGUUUUUGACAACAACACAGUCUAUAAAAAGUUGUUUACUGAGUAAAUGAUAAUAAUUGUUAUCACUUUCCCCCUAGACUUAAAAUUUUUUUUUUAGUUGUAUGUGCUUUGCUCUGAAGUGUUUCGUCAUGUAUUGAUAUUUAUCGCGUUUAUCGUGUGCCAGUAUUUCUGUAAUUAUGUAUAAAUUGUAAUUAGAUGGACUGUAUUGAAAAAAAAAACACAAAAUAUGGGUGAAUUUGUUUUGUAUUAAAGUGCUUACGAUAUAUGCA